Messenger RNA from Lotus japonicus, 2662 nucleotides. Its product is annotated as phosphoribosylaminoimidazole carboxylase, chloroplastic. Gene Ontology annotation, molecular function: ATP binding; metal ion binding; phosphoribosylaminoimidazole carboxylase activity. The coding region runs from base 299 to 2203 and encodes 634 amino acids. Gene Ontology annotation, biological process: 'de novo' IMP biosynthetic process. Lineage: Eukaryota; Viridiplantae; Streptophyta; Magnoliopsida; Fabales; Fabaceae. The record is from RefSeq and is a predicted model, not a curated record. Gene Ontology annotation, cellular component: chloroplast. The transcript is spliced from 16 exons.
GAACACAGCUAAACCCUAAAGCAGAAGUGAGGGAAUCAUUGAUUUUCCAAAGCUCAAAGCUCAACCACAGACAUCAAUGGCAUCCAAAAGUUAAAGUUUAAGAAUAUUUCAUUGAGAAUUUUUUUAACAAAAAGUAGCUUUUUUUUUUAUUUAAUUUGUUAUAUUUUUUUUCUUUGGAAGAAUCCAUUUUCAGCUUUCCCUCUAAGAAGACACAACUCUAACCUAAGAGUCUAAGACAAGGUCUUGGUCACACUCUCACUGACUAGGAAGCUGUUGCUGCAAAAACUGAGGUUUGAGCAUGCUUCACAGCGCGCGCACGGUGUUGUCAGGGCACACCAGCACUUCACCUUUUGCGUUCAAACCUACCAAGAAAACCUCUUCUUCACUUGGAUUCUACAUGGAGCAACCACCUCCUCUUUCAUCUUCUUUGAAGCUGAAGCAGUGUCGCCACCCCCACCUCACUAUUCAAGCAUCAAACCAGCAUGGUGCAGUCUCCUCAAGCAAUGAUGAGGUGCCUGUUCAUGGACUGUCUGAGACAAUUGUUGGUGUUCUGGGAGGAGGUCAACUGGGUCGCAUGCUUUGUCAAGCUGCUUCUAAAAUGGCAAUUAAAGUCAUGGUUUUGGAUCCGCAGGAGAACUGCCCAGCGAGUUCGCUUUCUUAUCAUCAUAUGGUUGGAAGCUUUGAUGACAGUGCUACGGUGGAGGAAUUCGCAAAGAGAUGUGGAGUAUUGACUGUUGAAAUUGAACAUGUUGAUGUUGAUACAUUGGAAAAACUUGAGAAGCAAGGAGUUGACUGCCACCCCAAAGCAUCUACUAUACGGAUUAUUCAGGAUAAGUAUCAGCAAAAGGUUCACUUCUCUCAGCAUGGCAUUCCACUUCCUGAAUUUAGGCAGAUAGAUGAUCUUGAAAGUGCUAAAAAAGUAGGGGAACUCUUUGGCUAUCCUCUUAUGUUAAAGAGUAGGAGGUUGGCUUAUGACGGGCGAGGAAAUGCUGUUGCUAAAAGUGAAGAGGAACUUCCUUCUGCUGUGGAUGCUCUUGGAGGAUUUAGUCGUGGUUUAUAUGCUGAAAAAUGGGCACCUUUUGUGAAGGAACUAGCCGUCAUUGUGGCGAGAGGAAGAGACAAUGUGAUUUCAUGCUAUCCUGUUGUUGAAACUAUUCACAGGGACAACAUAUGUCACAUAGUAAAGGCUCCGGCUAAUGUGAAAUGGAAGAUUAGGGAGCGGGCCACUGAAGUUGCUUUCAAUGCUGUUAACUCUCUAGAAGGCGCUGGGGUGUUUGCAGUUGAAUUGUUCUUGACAGGGGAUGGACAGAUUUUAUUAAAUGAAGUAGCUCCCAGACCUCACAAUAGUGGGCAUCACACUAUUGAAGCUUGCUAUACCUCACAGUUCGAGCAACAUUUGCGGGCUGUUGUUGGUCUUCCUCUUGGCGAUCCAUCGAUGAAAACUCCUGCUGCUAUCAUGUACAAUAUAUUAGGUGAAGAAGAGGGGGAGCUUGGUUUUCGAUUAGCGAGUCAAUUGAUCAAAAGGGCACUGACAAUCCCUGGAGCAACUGUUCAUUGGUAUGAUAAACCAGAAAUGAGAAAGCAACGGAAGAUGGGCCAUAUAACUAUCGUUGGGACUUCACUAGGCAAUAUUGAAAGCAAUCUUGCAACAAUAGUGGAACGGAACAAAUUUGAUGACAAGACUGCAGUUGCUCCAAAUGUGGGGAUCAUAAUGGGUUCUGAUUCAGAUCUUCCUGUUAUGAAAAGUGCCGCCGAAGUCUUGGAGAUGUUUGGUGUGUCUCAUGAGGUUAGAAUAGUUUCAGCACACCGAACUCCGGAAUUGAUGUUUUCUUAUGCCUCGUCUGCUCAUGACCGAGGCGUAAAAGUUAUUAUUGCUGGUGCUGGUGGUGCAGCUCACUUGCCUGGUAUGGUUGCUGCUCUUACGCCCUUGCCUGUUAUUGGUGUUCCUGUCCGUGCAUCUUCACUGGAUGGACUUGAUUCACUCUUGUCGAUUGUCCAGAUGCCAAGAGGUGUCCCUGUUGCCACAGUUGCAAUUAAUAAUGCGACUAAUGCUGGAUUACUGGCAGUGAGGAUGUUGGGUGUUGCCAAUGAAAAUCUUCUGUCAAGGAUGAGCCAAUAUCAAGAGGAUCAAAAGGAAAGCGUCUUAAUAAAAGGAGAUAAAUUAGAAAAAGAUGGUUGGGAAUCCUACUUACAGAAUACCUAGUUGAAUCCAUUAAGUGCAUGUUUGGAAAUCCUUUUACAAUUUUUAAAUUCAAAAUCAAUUUUGAGGGAAAAGAUAUUUUAUGAAUAGCUUCUGAGCGCCAGAAUUGAUUAUGUGAUAAGAGAAGUUAUCCAAACAUGCUAUUUAAUUUGGUGAUUCUUUUAGGUCUUCUCUCAUUUUUGGACUGCUACAAAAUUUUGAUAGACUAGAAGAUUUGGUAGAGGGCGUCUAGGCCUGAGUCAUCAAUAGUAGAUUGAGAACCAUUGGAGCAACAGCAAGACAAUGAUCAAAAUAUGUUGUUAACCGAAUCAGUGUAUUUUCUAUUUCUAACAUAGAGCAGGAGAGGAGAAAAAUGUAAUCUAGGAGGAAAGCCUUGUAUCACAUUUGAUUUUGAUGUGAAAGCAAAUAAUUAUGAGCCAAAGAUGGUUGGUUGUUUUUGUAUCUUAUUUGGUUGCUUGUCAA